UUGCAACAACCUGUUCGCCGUUCUAAUUCCCUUGUUUCUCAUUCGGAAUUGCUCAUGUAGAAAGUGCGGCGUACAGACCAACUUCUGGCUCUUACAUCACACUUUUAAAUAAGCUCAAACUCUAUUCGAUCUUGAUAGAACUUGCGCUGGGCCACAACCACCUUUAACAUAUGCUAGUUGUGGUCCGAAAUUCGAAGGUGUCAGUGCUGUAUACUAAAUAUUUGGAGAGUAUCUGGUUCUCGGCGAAAAUUACGGAAUAAUCGUCAAUUUUAUCAGUGACAUUGAAGCAAAUCGAGCCGUCCUAGAAGAAGCGCUUCUAAUUUUAGUCGAUUUCACUCGCUCCGGGUGUUCAGUGCGAAUUUGGUGGUUUUUUUCGAGGGUUCCAUUAUGAAUAAGGAGUAUGGAAACAGUCCUCCACCUUACCAUGAAAGAGCUCCACCUAGUGCGCCUCCUAGUUAUGCAGAAGCCCUCAGAGGAGUGCCUCCCUCAAGCCCCUAUGUGGCCCAGAACAGUUUUACGAAAGGUCCAGAAAUAGUGACGACAGUAGUCCCAAUUGGUCCAAAUCCAACCCAUAUGAUAUGUCCACACUGUCAUGCUGAGAUAAUAACCACAACAAAGUCUAGGCCCUCGGCUAUGGCCUAUAUUACUGGAGCACUGAUUUGUAUAUUGGGAUGUCCCCUAGGGUGCUGUCUAAUACCAUGUUGCCUGAAGAAAUGCAGAGAUAUUCAUCACAACUGUCCGAACUGCGACGCUUAUCUUGGAGGCUUUAUGCGGAACAACAUUUCGUUAAACAUUUAAAAAAUUUAUUCCGAGGUUACGUCUAUUUUAAUUACUUUUUAUUGUAUUUUACUAGUGUCUUAUAUGAUGUAUCUAGAGAGUGUAAGGAAGUUUUGUUAUUAUAUAUGUUAGGUACGCCAA
Coccinella septempunctata (seven-spotted ladybird) is the source of this 918-nucleotide messenger RNA. Its product is annotated as lipopolysaccharide-induced tumor necrosis factor-alpha factor homolog. The record is from RefSeq and is a predicted model, not a curated record. Gene Ontology annotation, molecular function: zinc ion binding. Lineage: Eukaryota; Metazoa; Arthropoda; Insecta; Coleoptera; Coccinellidae. The transcript has 3 exons. Bases 388 to 798 code for a protein of 136 amino acids.